AUGGCUUCACUCCAUACUGGAAUCCAGCUUAUCACUUCAUUCACAAGAGAUCAAUGGUACAGGGUCUUCAUUUUUAUCUUGACUUUUUUGCUGUACACAAGUUUUCACUUAUAUAGGAAACUUAUCAGCAUAGUUAAGGGUGAACUACAUAAGCACUGUGCUUCUCAUGGUAAGGUUAAACUCAACAUUGUCAAUGAAAAUGCCUUCCGUGCUCCUGUUGGGAAAAUAUCAGAUAAUGAACCUCACUGCCAUAGGGCACCAUUUGAUAAGAAGAACUAUCAACAAUUACUGGGAGCAUUGGAUUAUUCAUUCCUUUGUGCUUAUGCAAUUGGAAUGUAUCUAAGUGGCAUAAUAGGGGAACACCUGCCAAUUAGAUAUUACCUAACAUUUGGAAUAUUUGCCAGUGGAGCCUUUAUAACUCUUUUUGGUUUGGGCUAUUUCUACAAUAUUCACAAUUUUGGUUUCUAUGUCAUAACUCAGAUAGCUAAUGGGUUGGUGCAGACUACAGGCUGGCCUAGUGUGGUGACAUGCAUUGGCAACUGGUUUGGAAAAGGAAGGAGAGGCUUAAUUAUGGGAAUUUGGAAUCCUCACACCUCUGUGGGGAAUGUCUUGGGAUCUUUGAUUGCUGGCUCCUGGGUGUCUACCUGUUGGGGACUAUCUUUUGUAGUACCUGGUAUCAUCAUUGCAAUGAGUACAGUGCUUUUUCUCUUUCUCAUUGAACAUCCCAGAGAAAAGUGUUCUUCCACACCAUUAGUUAGCUCAAAAAGCUAUGAGAAUGGAACAGAUUCAGAGUGCAAAAAAAUUCUGUACACCAAGGAUAAUAGCAAAAAUCCGGACCCAGAAAUUCAGAGUUUGUUAGCAGAUGGUGAAAAUGAUACAAUUCAAACAAAGUUUGUCACAGUACUGCAUGGUGACGGAGGAAAUGGAAUGGCUCCAAUCGGUUUCCUAGGUGCUGCCAAGAUGGUCAGCUAUAUAUUUCUUUUUUGGCUGCCACUCUAUAUCACAAAUAUAGACCAUUUUGAUGCCAAAAAAGCUGGGGAUAUCUCCACUUUGUUUGGUAUUGGAGGAAUCAUUGGUGGAAUCUUGGCAGAUGUGAUCUCAGAUAGACGGGGAAAGCAGGCUUCUACCUGUGGAUUAAUGCUGCUGCUAGCAGCUCCAAUGUUCCCUAUGUUCUCUAGGGUCAGUAAAAUGGGCCUAGAAGCUACAAUAGUUAUGCUUUUUAUCAGUAGAGCUCUUGUCAAUGGUCCUUAUGCCUUAAUCACAACUGCAGUCUCUGCUGACUUGGGUACCCAUAAAAGUUUGAAGGGAAAUUCCAAAGUUCUCUCCACUGUGACAGCUAUCAUUAAUGGGACUGGUUCUGUAGGUACUGACUUGGGUCCUCUCUUAAUUGGGCUUAUCUCCCCUUCUGGCUGGAACAAUGUGUUUUACAUGUUAAUGGUAGCAUGUGCCACUGCCUUAUUGUUCUUAGUGUGUCUCAUACAGAAGGAACUGUGCUACACAGGAUCCAUACCUGGAGAAGAGUGUCAAUUUAAAGAACAUUAG
Messenger RNA from Monodelphis domestica (gray short-tailed opossum), 1542 nucleotides. NCBI's taxonomy places the organism in Eukaryota, Metazoa, Chordata, Mammalia, Didelphimorphia, Didelphidae. The record is from RefSeq and is a predicted model, not a curated record.